AAUUUUCAAGUUUCUUAGGUAGAUAAGAACAUUUUCAAUUUAUCGAGGUGCAGUGUAAUUAGUUCAAUCGAAAAUUUGAAAAAUGCCGAUGCACGAAAUUCGGCGAGCGUAUAAACGGCCGGCAAUAUCAGACCAACAGAAAAGGAGAGAUCUUUCUCUUCUUCGCCAACAACAAAGUCGAUUUGAUGCACAAUCCCAUGCUCGCCGUCUUGCUUCAACCCUUCUUUCUUUCAAUCAGCCUACUAUUCGGUCUUCUUCGUUCUCCAUUGAUGUCGAAGAGGAGGAAGAAGUAGAAGAAGAAGAGCAACAGAGUAUUUCUCAAGUUGAUCAUAUUGAGGAUGUUAGACAAGCUUCUAAACUCCGUGGACAAGAAUCUCGUCGCUGGUUUGCUCGGCAAUUGAUGUUGCCUGAAUGGAUGAUCGAUGUUCCUGAGGGUCUCUCUCUUGACUGGUUUGUAUUAGCUAGGCCGGCUGGAAAGAGAUGUUUUGUGGUUUCCAUCAAUGGGACAACUGUUAGUAGACUACGUAAUGGUUCAGUGCUGCAUCAUUUUCCAUCUGCUCUACCUUGUGGAGCCAGAACGAGAGAGAAUUCUGGAUUCGAUCAGUCGUAUUGUAUCCUUGAUUGCAUAUUUCAUGAGAUGGACCAAACUUACUAUGUAAUUGACAUGGUUUGCUGGCGAGGAUACCCUCUUUAUGAUUGCAACGCUGAGUUCAGAUUUUUCUGGUUGAAUUCCAAGCUUACUGAGAGUGGAGCUUGUGAAGUGCCUUCGUAUUACCACAAGUACCGGUUUAGUCCAGUUCCUGUCUACAACUGUGACCAAAGUGGACUGCUCUCAGCAUAUACAGGACAAGUGCCUUACGUCAAAGAUGGUCUCUUAUUUUAUAACAAGCAUGCACAGUAUCAAGCAGGAAAUACACCACUGGCAUUGGUCUGGAAGGAUGAGAAUUGUAGCCAAUACGUUAUUGACACAGAUCACAAAGGAGAAGUUCCAAGCAAACAGCAGGUGGUCUUGGAGCUUCAAAACGAUGGGAAGGUGACUACUUCAGAUGAUCCACCUGUUGUAUUUGGUUGCCUAGAUCAAGACUUUCUACAAAAGUCAGGAUUAUCUCCUGGCAAUCUUCUGCGAUUUUCGAUCAAUGAUGGAGGACUGACUUUUGUGGAUGGUAAACUUGAGAAGGCUGAUUUACUAUACCAAGACAAAACCAACCGUGCUCGUGCUUUUGCUGAUAGUUAUUCGAAGGUCGUAUUUCAAUACAUGGCUCGGAAUUCUCCUCUAAGAAUUGAUGAUCUGCUUGGAUCCAUCAGUUCACAAAGUGAUCGAGAAAUUAAAGAUGUUGAAAUGUCUGGUUGAUGGAAAUCAAUUCAAUUCAAUCCUUCAAAACUGGUUUGGUUGAUCAAAACUGGUUAUUUUUUUCUAUCAUCAACUUGGUUUAGAAGGGAGGAACAAGUAACAGCUGCCUUGUGUGACUUCCUUUCUUUGAGGUUGCUCGAUGUGGCUUGUGUAUUACGGGGGAUAAUUAUCAGUAACGCUGGCUGCCGGGAAAGGCUGUUGAAGUAGGGAUCAUAUGUUAUGGUUAGCUUUGUUUAAAUGUGGUUCGUGUAAAAUGUUUUAUUUAGAAAUUGUCAUAUUCUGGUUUGAAAUAGCACCAGAUUGGAGAAUGAUAAAGACUAUUCUUGCUACAUUAGAGGAGAUGCCUAUUGAAAUAGGCAGCAUCGAUAAAUGAUGUAAAAAAAAUUCCCUUGCAACGAGAUUAGCCGGUCCAAGUC
Molecule: messenger RNA, 1767 nt
Organism: Amaranthus tricolor (Joseph's coat)
Lineage: Eukaryota; Viridiplantae; Streptophyta; Magnoliopsida; Caryophyllales; Amaranthaceae
Exons: 7
Coding region: 83-1351 (422 amino acids)
Biological process (GO): snRNA import into nucleus
Cellular component (GO): nucleus; cytoplasm
Source: RefSeq, a predicted model, not a curated record